UUCUUCACCGUCUUUGUCUUUCCUUUUGAGCCUUUUCCUUUCUCAAGGUUCUGGUUUGCACGACGAAGAUGGAUGAGCUGAGGGAAAAGGGGUGCGGUUUCAAACUGGGCCAUACGAGAUCCGACUCUGGAUCCGCGCCGACGUCGCUGAUAUACUCCGGCCAUACUGCUACUUCGCCAACGGUGAAUGUUCUCCCCACCGGAACAUUACCCUUCCGGGAAGAUCUUCGCAUUCAUCUACCCCACCAGCAAUGAAUGCUCUCUGAUCAUGUUAUUUCUCUUCACCAUUUACCAUCCUUACCCAAUAGAAUUUUCUCUAAUGGAAAGAGCCGGGGUUCGUGCAUCUUUACGCAGCAGGGCCGCAAGGGUAGUAAUCAGGAUGCCAUGAUUGUGUGGGAAGAUUUCAUGUCUGAAGAUAUGAUCUUUUGUGGUGUUUUUGAUGGGCAUGAUCCGCAUGGUCAUCUUGUUGCACGCAAAGUUAGGGAUGAUAUACCUCUUAAACUGCUAUCAUUUUUGCAUUCUUCUGAAUCAAAGCGAAAUGGGUAUGAUAAAACUUGCUUUAAAGGGAAUGUAAAAUUUGAUAGUGUAGAAUUUGAGAAGGAUUCCUUCACAGAGGAUAAAAUGAACUCUAUGUGGAUUGCUUCUGCAGUGGGAGCACUGCUGUGACU
This is a messenger RNA of Vigna angularis (adzuki bean), 667 nucleotides long. Its product is annotated as probable protein phosphatase 2C 1. Lineage: Eukaryota; Viridiplantae; Streptophyta; Magnoliopsida; Fabales; Fabaceae. Bases 255 to 665 code for a protein of 136 amino acids. The record is from RefSeq and is a predicted model, not a curated record. The transcript is spliced from 2 exons.